AUGAGGUGGUGUUUAAUUCCAGCUGGUAUCACAUUUGACGAUUCAAUAGCCAACAGAUUACAAUCUGAUUCUACUCUAUCGUAUACGAUUCGUUUGUCCAACACGAAUCGUCGCGGCAAAGGUAGUACUGGUUCGAACACUUACACACCGUGGAACACUCGUGUGCUGUUUGCAGUGCAAUUCAUCAGCGGACCCAUUAAUCCUUCAGAAAGUGAUGGAGGAUAUCCGGGGUACUGGAGAGAAGGUUUCAUGACGGUGCAGAAAGCUGUGGACAAUGCCAUUUAUGAGAUUCUCACCGGUCAUCACAUAGACAUCUUCAACACUGAUCUGAUGAUAGGCCGUUUUCCGUUCCCGGCUUACACAUCAAAAAUCAUCGAAAUCGGUGCUUUCUUUCUUCCCGUCAUCAUUGUAUUCUCCUAUAUGACGAGUGUGAUCUACAUAGUAAAAAGCAUAGUUAUGGAGAAGGAGGCCAAGUUGAAGGAAUAUAUGCGGGUCAUGGGUUUGAGCCAGUGGAUUCAUUGGGUCGGUCAUUUCAUCGUCAAUUACGUGAAACUGUUCGUCUCAGUGAUUGUCUUAACAAUUCUUCUGCACUUCGUUACAACUCGUGUGCUUCUUUUUCUCCCCUGCUUUACCGUCUUCGACUGGCGCUGUACUUUGCCUUUUGGCCAUUUCGACAUUCAUGCAGUCGGCACAGCAGCUUCUUUGAUGGCUGUGGUCGGAUGGAUGAUGUUAUAUUUCUGGUACGCAGUGUUCAACACCUUUGAUCUCGCUAAACCGUUUCCGUUUGGCGUACGAAUGGUGAACUGCCUAAAUCCGGAUAUUGCCAUGGCAUACGGUAUCACGUUGCUGGCACAAUACGAAACUCAAGCUGACGGUCUCCAAUGGGGCACACUGUUUACUCCACCUACACCGGAUCAAAGGCUUACGGUUGGCCACUGCUUUAUUAUGCUGAUCGUUGACGGUAUCAUAUUAAUGAUCAUCACGUGGUACGUCGAAGCCGUCUAUCCUGGAGGAGAAGGAGUGCCUCAGAAACCAUGGUUCUUCAUAUUGAAGUCCUACUGGUUUCCAAGCAGCCAAGGUAGGAAGAGCACUGCAUCACAAGCUGUCAGAGAUGCUCCAUCGAAGGAGAGAGAUUUUGUCAAGUUGGAGAAGGAGCCAGAUCUAAAGGCAAUGGUCAACGUGGUCGGCUUGUCAAAAACCUACGGCACAUCGAUUUUCAAGAAGCUUUUCGACUGCCAAUUUGGAAAACUGAGUGAGAAGAAAGCGGUCGACGAUCUGAACCUGAAGUUGUACCAUGGCCAGAUCACGGCAUUGUUAGGACAUAAUGGAGCCGGCAAAAGUACGACUUUCAGCAUGCUAACAGGUGUGACUUCACCAUCGUCAGGCACUGCCUACAUCGAUGAUUAUGACAUCCGCACAAGUUUACCGCAAGUUCGGAAGCAAACUGGCCUCUGCCCACAGUACAAUAUCUUGUUCAAUUCAUUAACUGUUAUGGAACAUUUGGAAUUCUUCUGCAAGUUGAAGGGUCGAGAGUACUUUGAGAAGGAAGCCGUCGACAUCCUUACACGGCUUAAAAUUGACUUCAAAAUGCACGCCAGAGCUGGUACUUUAUCUGGUGGUCAGAAGCGAAAGCUCUCGUUGGCCAUCGCUCUCAUCGGCGGAUCUGAGAUAGUGAUGCUUGACGAACCAACAUCCGGUAUGGAUCCUGGAGCACGUCACGAGACCUGGACUCUUCUACAGGCAGAGAAAAGCCGACGGACGAUUCUGCUGACGACGCAUUUCAUGGAAGAAGCCGAUUUGCUCGGCGAUAGAAUUGCUAUCUUGGCUCAUGGCCAACUCCAAUGUUGUGGUUCAGGAAUGUUUUUGAAGUCUCAAUAUGGUACGUGA
Cooperia oncophora is the source of this 1887-nucleotide messenger RNA. NCBI's taxonomy places the organism in Eukaryota, Metazoa, Nematoda, Chromadorea, Rhabditida, Trichostrongylidae. The record is from the annotation of a GenBank genome assembly.